Messenger RNA from Cuscuta epithymum, 901 nucleotides. The record is from the annotation of a GenBank genome assembly. NCBI's taxonomy places the organism in Eukaryota, Viridiplantae, Streptophyta, Magnoliopsida, Solanales, Convolvulaceae.
ACGUCACUCAACCGUCAAUCAAAGUAUCCUACCAAAUCAAUUUGGGGACGAUAUGUUCAUCAUUGAAUGUCAAACACAGUUAUUUUCCUUGAUUUGGUGGGUUUCUGAGAGAAAGAAGAAUUGAAAUGGGGAGGUUGUUUGUGUUAACUCUGGAGGGAAAGGUGUAUAGCUGCAAGCACUGUGGAACACAUCUCGCUCUUGCUGACCACAUCGUCUCCAAGUCUUUCCACUGCAAACAUGGGAAGGCUUAUCUCUUCAGUAAGGUAGUGAAUAUCACUUGCGGCCCUAAUGAAGAGAGGAUGAUGACGACUGGAAUGCACACUGCUGCAGACAUUUUCUGUGUUGGGUGUGGGUCCAUUGUUGGCUGGAAAUAUGAAACCGCUCAUGAGAAGGAUCAGAAGUAUAAAGAAGGAAAAUCUGUCCUUGAACGGUUUAAGAUUAUCGGUCCUGAUGGAAGCAGCUACUGGGGCAGUCAACGAGUUGGUCCUGAUUAUGUCUGAUCAAAUCUCUCAAGUUCAUAUUCUAUCCCCUAAUUUGUACAUUCUCUGCCCACACCAAGUUCCUGUUCUUUUAACUGAAGAACUAUCAACUGUGAUCUGUAAUUGGUUGUCCCAUGCUUCGGAUAUUUGAACUGUGUAUAUAAUUAUCAAGUUGAACUCUCUAUGUACAUUCUUUACCCACACGGCCACACCAUGUUCCUGUUCUUUUAAAUGAAAUAAAUACUCCCAACUCCCAAGUGUGCUCUUGCUUCAGAUAGUUGUUGCUUAAACCUUUGAACUCUGUGUAUAUUAAUAUUAAGUUGAUCUAUAAACCAUUCUACCAAUUUGUUUAUCCCAAUCUAUGUAACUUAAAUACAAGCAAAACAAGUGUUGUCCCAUAUUAAUAUAUAACUCUUUAAGCC